Molecule: messenger RNA, 3035 nt
Organism: Diabrotica virgifera virgifera (western corn rootworm)
Lineage: Eukaryota; Metazoa; Arthropoda; Insecta; Coleoptera; Chrysomelidae
Gene: Tsr1
Product: pre-rRNA-processing protein TSR1 homolog
Exons: 12
Coding region: 571-2946 (791 amino acids)
Biological process (GO): ribosome biogenesis; endonucleolytic cleavage of tricistronic rRNA transcript (SSU-rRNA, 5.8S rRNA, LSU-rRNA); maturation of SSU-rRNA from tricistronic rRNA transcript (SSU-rRNA, 5.8S rRNA, LSU-rRNA)
Cellular component (GO): preribosome, small subunit precursor; nucleus
Molecular function (GO): U3 snoRNA binding; GTPase activity; GTP binding
Source: RefSeq, a predicted model, not a curated record
UUUGAGCCUAUUUUUGAGAUGAAAUAUACCAUUUUUAUUGGGAAUAAUCCACAAUAUUACUUUAAAAUAAGUCAUUUGAGUUUUGGAAAACUGAACUGAAGAUGAAAAGGUUGUGAAAUAAUCUAUUUUUAUUAUGGUUGUAUCUUCGGCCAUUCUUUUCUGUAAAAUACAUUAUUCAGUUUCUUCUUCAAUCACAUGUAUUGUACAUAUUUUUGGAGAGAUUAGUUUUUUGCCCAGGGAUCAAAACAUAUUUUUAUUCUUUAUAGUUUCGUUGUAUGUUGAAUUGUUUACUCUUUUGAUUUUCUUAUGAAUUUUUAUAAUUCUUAUGAACAUUUAUAAUAUUUACUAGCGUAUGAGCUUCUUUACCUCUAGUAGUGAAGACAAUUUAAUUUAAAGAAAAAUCUAAAUUUGGAAUCUGCAAAAUUAUUUUUAUGAUACUCUUAUAAAAAGUAUCUUACUAACUUGGCAACACUGGGUAUGGGUAAAGUAAUUAAUAAAUUUGACUUUAUUGAUUGGUGAUGUUUACCAUGUGCUUUGUACAAUAAUUAUAAUUUUUACGAAAUAAUAAGAAUGGCCCUUGAAAAAGGAAUAGCUCAUAGACCUGGUGCUUACAAGCAGACCAAUAAAGAACAUAAACAUGGAAGACACCGCUCAAAAGGAUCGAUAAGCGUAUCAACAAAAGGAAAGGUUUCAGUUAAAAACCUGUCUAAACGUAAUAAAAGAGAACUAAAUAGAGGCGAAAGGCGGAAUCAGGCGGUACAAAUUAGACAAAACAAGAGAGAUGAAGUUCUGUCUAAAAAACGAUCUCUUGGAGGUCUGGAUUUUGCCCCUUUUUUAGUAUGCGUUGUACCAUUAAAUAAAGAUAUAGACCCUAAUACGGCAUUAACGUUACUUUGUCAAUGCGAUGAAGAAGCGAUAAUAUCCAAAUCUUCAACAGGAGCCACCCAUUUAAGUGUACCAAGAUUUAAACAGAGGUUUGAAUUUGUUGUUCCUGAUAGAGAUCAUGAUUUUGCUAUAUUAGAUACCUUAAAAGUAGCAGAUACUGUACUCUUUUUGAUAUCAGCUGCAACAGGAAUUGAGGACAGUGAAGUUGUUAUUGAUAAUUGGGGAAAUUCUAUAUUAUCGUCUUCAUUUGCACAGGGUUUGCCAACUCCUCUAGUUGUUAUUACUGAUCUAGAGAGCAUUGUACCAAAGAGGAGGAAUGACCACAAACAACAAAUUCAAAAAUUAGUAAACAAAUGGUUGCCUGACGAGAAAGUUUUAGUGAUGGAUAAAUACGUGGAUGGAGUCAAUGUUUUACGGAAAAUUGGAAGUCAAAAAAGAAAAUCGGUAUUGUAUAGAGACCGAAGACCACAUAUUUUUAGUGAGAGAAUUGAGUAUGUUCCAGAUGCGGAAGGGACUCUAGGAACUUUAAAAAUUAGUGGUUAUCUAAGAGGUACUGCACUAUCUGUAAAUCAGCUGGUUCAUAUUCCCGGAUUAGGAGAUUUCCAGAUGUCUCAGAUUGAUGCUCCAAACGAUCCUUUUAAACAUGAAAAGAAAAGUAGAGAUACAAACACAAUGGAAUCAGAAGAGCAGCAAGUGAUCCGUGUACUUGAACGGAGUGAUCCAUUGAAACAAGAAUCUCUGGAUGCCGAGAAUGUGCCUGAUCCAAUGGAUGCAGAGCAGACGUGGCCAACUGAAGAAGAAAUGGAGGCUGCAGAUAAACAACAAAAGCUAAGAAAAGUGAAGAGAGUUCCCAAAGGAUGGUCAGACUACCAAGCAGCAUGGAUUCCUGAAGACGAUGCCGAAUUUCAGGAACACAAUUCGGAUGAAGACGAAUCCGACUCAGACGAUGAAUACAUGGACGCCAUGUCGGAGGAAAAAUCCGACGUUUCUGGAGACGAAGGAGAAGAUAAAGACUUUGCUUCGGUAACCGAGUCGGAAGUGGCUGUGAAUGACGACAAAUAUGAUAAAGAAAUGGAUUUGUAUGCCGAAAAGCAGGAGUUGGACAAACUGAAGGCAGCUAAAAGUGACAGGGAGUUUCCGGAUGAAAUCGAUACACCUUUUGAAGUGCCUGCCAGAGAGAGGUUCCAGAAAUAUAGAGGACUAGAAAGUUUCAGAACGUCACCUUGGGAUCCUAAAGAAAAUCUUCCAAGCGACUAUGCAAGGAUAUUUCAGUUCCAAAACUUUGACAGAACCAAAAAGAGAGUCCUAAGCGAACAAGAUGACAAAGAUGGCGCUUUGCCUGGUUGGUAUAUUACAGUUCACGUUAAGGCAGUUUCGCAGCUUCUUUGGGAGACUUUCCAAAAAACUAACGCACCUGUGACUCUGAUAGGUAUGUUUCCCCAUGAACAUAAGAUGUCAGUGCUCAAUGUUGUGCUAAGAAGGACCCAAAACUACAGUUUGCCGAUCAAAUCUAAAGAAAGGUUGGUGUUCCAGUGCGGAUACAGAAGAUUUGUUGUCAAUCCGAUUUUCAGCAGUCAUACCAACGGCCAAAAACAUAAGUUUGAAAGAUACUUCCAACCAGAUGCGACGGCAGUAGCGACAUUCUACGCACCUAUUCAGUUCCCUCCUGCGCCCGUUUUAUGUUAUAAAGAAGUAAAUAACAGGCUGGUUCUUGUGGCUACCGGUAGUUUACUCUCCUGCAAUCCAGACAGAUUGGUCGUGAAGAGGAUAGUGUUGUCAGGUUAUCCAUUUAAAAUCCACAAGAAAUCUGCUGUUAUUCGUUUCAUGUUCUUUAAUAGGGAAGAUAUCGUUUAUUUCAAACCCAUUAAACUAAGAACGAAAAUGGGGAGAAGUGGGCAUAUUAAAGAACCACUAGGUACACACGGUCACAUGAAAUGCGUGUUUGAUGGCCAUCUGAAUUCUCAAGAUACCGUCUUACUGAAUCUAUAUAAAAGAAUAUUUCCAAAAUGGACCUACGAAGACUUCAUUGUUAGUUGUGCUGGUGACACUAUGGAAAAUUGAAUAAAUGAAGAGAUCGGUAUAGAGUUCUAUUUAUUUACAUAUGUAGGUUAUGUAAAAACAGAUUGAAAUAUAAGACCGUUUUCGAUAAA